Molecule: messenger RNA, 14066 nt
Organism: Pecten maximus
Lineage: Eukaryota; Metazoa; Mollusca; Bivalvia; Pectinida; Pectinidae
Cellular component (GO): cytoplasmic vesicle
Source: RefSeq, a predicted model, not a curated record
AAUUGUGUUGAUGAAACUAAUGUUUAGCAUGGCGCGACACAAAAUAUUGAUCGCCAUACAUUAUCAUUGAUUAUGCUAAACACUACCGCUCGCAAUGGCGUAAAUCGACCAAGCCAAGAUGGAGUCACAUUGCGGAGGUAUUUGUAGGAUUAAACCGUGACCAAGGAAUUUAUACAACACGAAAAUGUAGAGAAACACUAAAUUACGUUGUGGUGGUUUCUCCUCCGCUCUGACAGCGUUUCUGUAGAGGAGCGCCACCUAGCGGGGAUAUGGAUUACAACGAUAAUACAGAAGGAAUUGACGUGAUAACAAACCAGACCCUCAAUAGGGGACCAGUUGUCAUAGGAACAAGGGAUGUGAUAACAGGAAAUGAUGUCAUCAACAACCGACCAAUUGAAUUCAAUUCCACACGGAAUAUGGAUCAGUUCUUCAACUGUGAUAACAAAACAACAAACUUCGACCCACAGAAUCUGGCAAAAGGGACCGAGGAUAAAACUCAGACGUCCCGAGGUAAAAAUACAUCAAAAGGCAAAACAACGUGGCAAGAACUCUCCCCAAAGAAGGAGAGAAAGUCACUUUUGUCCGGGGAGAGUAGCGGCAGUGGGAGUUCCUCCACGGCCAGUAGCCCGACAAAAUCAUGGAAAAGUUCGGAAAAGGGAACAAACCAAAAUCAGAUGUUGACAUGGCGUGAUGUUUCUCCAACGAAGUCGGACCGUGGAAUAGUGUCAUCAUCGUCUGACUCGCAGUACAGUCCGAAGCGAGAGCCUGGGCGUCUAUCGUCCUCCUCCGACUCACAGUAUAGUCCACGACGCGAUCACACACGCCAGUUGUCAUCAUCUUCCGAUUCACAGUAUAGUCCAAGACGGGACAAAUUGUCGUCAUCGUCAUCUGAUUCACAAUACAGUCCAAAACGUAGACCCAACAGAGGUCAACGAGGGCAUUUACGAAGUCCUGAACAUGCUUGUUCACGACAUAGGGCUGGGACAGUGAAUCAGAACGAGGCUUAUAAGAUUCAUGAUAGCCCUGAACAUGGACAUGACAGGUUUUCUCCCCCAUCUCCAUCAAAGGGUUUGCCUGCUGCCGGGACAAUGGACGACGCGGCCAGUAAUGACUAUUUUUAUGAUGAGGAUUUUACGGUGCAAUUCGAUACAAACCUUCGUGAGUCGUCCCCUGGAGUGAACUGUUCAUGUGUGGACCAUGAUCUUAUGAUUGGGUUUCCUCAUGUGGUCACAGGAAGCUAUCUGAGCUUCGGGGGUGAGGCAAAGGGAUCAAAUAUUCUUGAUAGGAAUUCAACAGAGCUUUUUUGUCCGGAUGAGUCAGAAUUAUCAUACAGUCAUAACUCGGCGAUGGAUGUAUCGACAAGCGAACGUGAGAUGAUGUGUUCUAGUGACAUGCUCGAUUUCAGUGACAAUCCUUUAUUUACGCCGUCUCCGACAGGGGACCUUCAUGGAGUAGGGAACCUUCACGGAACGGGAGAACAGAUGACAGACAGUCUUGACAAAGUCACUGUCAAGUGUCAGUUUCCUGUUCUUGGCCUGACCCCGGAACAGUACCAAGGUCAAGGUCAAAAUCAAAUGGAAAUGUCAUCCAGUCGUACCUCUAGUGAAAAUAAUUUCUGUCUCAACUGCUGCCCAAGGAAAGACGAGUACCACCUCUCUUUUGUGGGAUCACAAGGCAGUAAGGGGUCUGGAUCUGACCUUGAAAACUCAUUGACCUCUUUAGAAUCAGGUCAAGGUCAUUAUAGUCAACAACAAGUAAGUGUGUGUUCUACAGAUGGGGAGGAAUGCUCGGACAGUUUUCAUUUCUGUUAUUCAGGAAGUGGGCCCCAUGGGGGUCAUGGUAAAGGAAAAGUGUUGGGUUCACGGGGCCAGAAACUUCCUUCUUUAGGAGGUAUACAGGAAACGUCAAUGGAACAUUCUGCGUCUAGCGAAGACUCUGUUAACAUUUCUCCAAAACUUACCCCGACCUCAAAACAGGAUCUUAAACUUUUUAGUUCUGGGACCCUGCCUCGACAUGUUGGUGGACGCGGAUGUCAGAUAACUUCUCCAAAAAAAGCGAUUUCAGGCCUUGAUGGUGGACAUUCCCCAUCAAGGUCAACGCUACCUCUCGGAGGUCGACAAAGGUCAAAGAAGGUCACAUCAUGGAGACAGGUAAAGAGUUUACGACGGUUAGGUAAGUUGGAAAGUGUGUUGGAUCCGUCACGGAGUACUAGUAUGCCUGAUCUGUGUAUCCAUCAAGCUUGGCAAUCAUUAUCGUCACAGGACAUACAGCGAUUAGCCGAGAGCUUUCAUAACAAACGCCACUCGGCAUAUCUGUUGGACUUGUACCAAAGAGCAAAGGACCAAUCGAACCCUGUGUCUCCUGAAACUAUGGCAAAUAUUGAGCAGAUUCUGUUCCAACAUCCGCUAUGUCAGCCUCACCAUCACCAUGGUGACCACCCACAUCACAAUAAUAACUGCAGUGAAAUGACGCGUGAGGACUCGUAUAGUGAUCACACCCUUACGAAUAGUCACGCCCAGUUCCUGUCGGCAGGUGUUACCACGACAACACAUUCCAAUCCUGGCCCUGCUCCUUCACCACAGCCUCAUCCCCUUCAGUAUUCCACCCGUAAACGCAUCCUUGAUUGGCUGGAAAAGGAGAAGUUUGACGCUACUAACAAAUCAAAGGGGUCGCAAACCGAGGUCACUAAGUGCACAAAAGAAACAGUUGUCUCCCCUACUACAAUCACUCUCUGGUGCGGAACUAAAAAUUUCAGCUCCCAGUUCCCACCAAGUAUGAAAGACUGUGCCAUACAGACUACUGUUACUGAGGAUGUUAAACCUAAAAAGCCAAGCAUGCAUGAUUCGUCGCAACAGACCACACCAAUUUCAGAAAAAAAUUCAGUGUUGUCAAUGUUACCAGAAAGUUUUACUGAACUAAAUGAAAUUUUGCCAAAAUUUGAGCCUCCCGAUGGCAAGAAAUCUAAGGGGGUAAUACCUCGGUCUAAAAGUGCUGACAGUGCGCGAAAGAAGUCAACUAUGACAGUUGGAGUUUGUGAGAAGAACACUUUUUACUCCCAUAAAUCUCUGCCAGAUCUGAGCUUUCUUUCUGCCACUGUUUUUGCGACUGAUUCUGAGAUGUCGCUCUUUGACCCCCUUCCCUUAAAUCUCCCUUUACCAGUAUUCUCUGACAGUGAGGAAUAUGCAAAAACUCAGGAAUAUAUCCGCAAUAAGGCUGCCUACCACUCGCACUACGGGAAACAGGAGACAUUGUCUGGUGCUAACUACAAAAGGUCGCGGUCUGCGCCCCCACGUAAUCCCAUCAACGCAAAUCUUUCUCGGAAUUGUGCAGAGUCGGGUUCAAGUAGCAGUGGGUUCAGUACGAGUUCAACAUCAUCGGGGAUAGAUCCAGGGUACAGUGAGCCGCGAUCGUUCACCAGCGGCAGUCCGUCUAACGACAUAGAGCGCCUUCUGUUCUACCCGCCACAUAUUGAGAUUUCCAGUUCCUCCAAAUCCCCGUGCCAUGUCUGCAAAUCGGAGGAUGGCUCGGAUAUCGCGCAGAUUUCCACGGGCCCACCACCGCAUCUCUUGACCAAUCAGCUUCAAGGAACCAACAAAACCUUAAUACGACCAACAGCAGAGAAACCAGAAGAUAAAAAGAUCCAUAAAUACACAAAUGAGGUACAUCCGGGGAUGAUAGACGUGCGACACCGACCAAAACAGCCAGUAAAACCCGUGGGAACCUCCACGGUAACGACCAACUCAUCUCAUCUGGAGCAUCUCUAUGUUUUGCAAGAAGAGCAGACACCAGUAUCGUCACCUGAGCGAAUGAGUCCUAGUCCGUACAGUAGCAGAUUUGACCACACACUGCAGUGUUGCCAUGACAACUGCACCUGCUAUAUCAGCCUGGAAAAUGAACGUUUGGCAGAAUGGCGACGAGACCAGCUCAUUCUUCGUAGAAAACUAGACUACCAGAUUCAGUUGUCAAGUGAAUCCGGGUCAUCAUCAAGCUCGAGUCUAGUUCCAAACAUUGACAAGAAACCUCUAAAGUCUUGUCUUCGUAAAAAGCAAGUCCUAAGGUCAAGAUCAAUGUCAGAACCAUACCUUAUACAGCAGAUGGAAGGUCGGAGGCUACAAGGUCAAAAGGUCAAUCGUCACUCGUAUGCCUGUGAGGAAAUUUACCUCCUUCAGGAUGAGACUGGAGAAUACUUCCUAUGUGAGAACAAAGAUGAGACAGAGGAGGAAGAAGUAGAGGAUGGCGAUGAGGAUGAAGACGAGAAGGAGACAAGUGACCCAGUUAUGUUUUAUCUAGAAGAUGACAGCGUAGGUAACUCUCAAACGGUACGCCGAAGACAGAAGAAACCAGUCGAGGAGAAAAAAGAAAGCUGCGAUGAUUCUUCUGACAAGGAACUCAGUGGAAAGCGUAAGAGUGUGAGCUUUGCCUCGGAAGUGUCCUUCCAUGCUAUUAGUCCACAGGAUUCGCCCAAAAGGCGCGACACCCACAGCGAUACCGACGACUCUGAGGACACCGAAGCGAAAGAGGAGACUGUCGAUUGUGUUGCGAAGUGUACGGAACAAACAUCACCAGAGACAACAGCAGUGCAAGCUGGGACAACAGAAUCAACACCUAAACCAAUCAGUGCCCAGACGUUGGUGAGCAGUCUCGCUUCAUCAGCAGACUCCGAUUCCGCUCCACCUGCUGAAUUCCUUCUGUCACCGCCCCAACCAGAGCCCCAGAUAUCUCCAUUCAGCCAUGCCCUCGCUCUCGGUCCCGAGACUGCGCGUCGCAGAGUGAUGCUUCAUGAAGUAUCCCAGGCCGCCGAAUCCUUAGUCAGACAUUUCGCUAAAGCAAUGAAUCCUUUCGACAAGUUGCGACUAGGGAGUACGGCAGACAGCCCUGAGGUGGGAGAUCUUGUAUUAUCCACGCUGUGUUCCGUCUUGACUCGUGUUGUCAGUGACGGGAUGAAACCCUACCUGGCUGGGGUCCAAGUCUUUGGCCGUGUCCAGGUGACGGUGUGGAAGGUAGCCGAGGGGUCUGGUGAACAAGGCCCUUACACACGUGCGCUACACGAACUUGUUCAGCAGCUCAAGGCAAACAAUGGACUAACUUCCAACACCAUGAAGUUUGAAGCAUUCAUCUUUAGCCUACUCAAUCUUCGCCUGCUGGACUACUGGAUGGGCUACCUGAGGUACAGUGACACCAUCACAGAAAAAUACUACAAUGCUGACGGAGUUAUAGUUCUUGGCCGAACUGCCCACCAGGUGGAGUAUGAUGAAAUGCUGACAUCUCUCCAAGCUCUGGCAGUGUUGCCCUUCCAGCUAGGACUUGACUUCCUCAUAGAGAAAUAUGCAAAGAGUAAAUCUGCUUCCCCUUCACAAAGCCCCUGUAAAGGUCUCCCCCUUGGGAGCCCCACAGAUGACAAACAGGCCCCAGCUAAGCCCCCACGACGUACCCCAACUGGUAUCACCUCAAAAGCAUGGGAUUGGCUGAAAGGCGGAGCUACUGAGCCUCCUGUUGAACCAGCUGCAACAGAGUCCAAUGGCAUGAUAUCCAGCUUCACUGGCAUAUUAGGAAAGUGGACGGGAUGGGACACCUCAAAGGGGGAUGGGCAGCAGGCUCCUCCCACCAGCUGUCAAUCACAACCACCAGCAAAUCAGAUUCAGUCAACUCCAAAUGUAGUUAAGAUUGAGAAAGAUUCAGAAGAGCCUAUGGUCCACCCACAAAAGCCAACAGGAAGGUGUCCUGUAGCAGAGGCAGAAGACUUCCCAGAUGAUAAUUGUGGGACAGAAAACAAGGGAGACAAAUCCUGUUCGCCUGUAAAAUCUAAAGUCGAAAAUUUGGAACCUACAUCAGAAACUGUGGUUACUAAAGAAACAUCUCCAAGUCAUCAAAAGAGCACAACUGAAAAGAAAGUCACACAUGAGAAGAAAGUUGUUGCCGAGAAGCUUGAUCCUGAUAAGGAAGAAGAAAGUCCUGUAAACGCUGAGAAGACCAUGAUCGAAUCAGUUACUGGUAUUACACAGAAACUCCUUGGCAUGAGGAGCCAGCGAGAGAAACCAGCAUACAGGAAAGGUGUAACUGACUAUGACUUCAAUAAUGAGCAGGGAGAGAAAUCGUCAGAAGGGAAAAUGCCGGUAGAGAAAACACCCGGAGAGAAAUCGUUGGGAGACAAAUUGUCAGGAGAGAAAUCGUCAGGAGAGAAAACGCCAGAAGAAGAUACAACUGAGUCUUUGGCAGAUAGUUCUCAACCUCCAACACAGAAGAGUUCAAAAGUAACAGAACAAGGAACUGAUGAUAAAGCUACUCCAGUUACAGGAUCAAACAAACAAUCACAAGUGAAACCUGAGGGAGAGAAGUUACAGACGUCAGCAGAACGCAAGUCCAUGAUUCCCAUGGCAACCACGCGCCCAAGGAAUUUGGGAACAACUAAGGGAAAGGUUGAGGCUAAGCCAACAGCGGGAAAAAACAAGUCGGGGUUGAUUAAGCUGUUCGACAAACUGCUGUUGCCUAAAGACACCAAAGAACAACCAAAAGCCACACCAGCAUCACAGAUUCCCAAGAUCAAGAAUCGAUGGAGUUGGGGAGCUGGGGCUCAGAAUCCAGCACCGGAAAACGUCAGAACUGGUGCUGGGGCACGACCAAAAUCUGUAUGUGUUAUGAAGACAGAGCCAACUCCAAAACAGGCAUGCGCUGCUCCAGCAAAGAGGCGACCAAUUACUACAACUACCAAGGAGGAGCCAAAAAACUUGAAUGCCUCCCCAGUGACAAGAGUGGGAAGAGACCAAAAUGGUGGACUCGGAAACGAUCAAGCAGAAUUAAACGCGACUCAGAGUAAAGGGGACGCAAUUAAGGAUGCAGAAAUGUCCGCUCAAAAUGCUAUGAAUGCUGGACAGGAUCAACUUCUCACCAUCCAGCUGGACAAGACCACUGGGGAGGCGUCACUACACCAGACCUUUCAUGUUGACGAUAACGGAGAGGCAAAACUUCGGCAGCGGUAUCAGCUGGAGCAGACGGGCGAGGCUCGUGACCAGAACCUCACGGUACAGUGGGACCGAUGCAGUCCCGUCAAACUGCAACAAACGGUGCACCUAGACCAACGACAGGCUAAGCUUCAUCAGACCGUGGAGGUCGACCAGGAUUCAGAGGGAGCAACACAGAACAAGGUGAGCCAGGUGGCAGCACCAGUCAAGGCAGGACAGGGGGCAGCACCAGUCAAGGCAGGCCAGGGGGCAGCACCAACCAAAGCAGAUAGCAAGGAUGCGAAUGAAGGAACAGAAGGUGAAGAUCAGGAUGGAAACAAAGGAAAGAAAGGGAAAGGAGGCGACAAAAAGGCUGUGGCAGCAGGACGUGCUGCCUGGAAGGCAGUGGAGCGAGGACCAACUCUGUUUCUACCCACUAACUGUAAAUUCCUUGACAACAUUGAGAAACGUAACAAUGAUCCAGAGUCACCAAAGAGGAAAGCUUCACCAAACAGACGUUCCACACCUUCCAGUACAAAUUCAAGUCCUGCUAAUUCACCAAAGUCACCAAGAGCAAAUAAGACCCGGAGACGUUGGUCUCUCCAUGGCAACUCGAUAAAAAAGGAUUCUGCUGAUUUAGAUAUUCUUAAUUCCAAUCCAUCGGACACCAACAUACUUAAGUCUGCUCCCUCAACUCCUUCCAAGGGGAAGACAGGCAAGGCUGACCAUUCAAAUAGCAGUGCAGAUAAAACUGACCAAUCAAAACCAAGCAAGUCUGAUAAAUCGAAAAAUUCUGCCAAAAAUCUGGCCAAUGGUAAAGCAGCAUGUGGGGAAAAAGAAAAAAAGAAGCUGGCGAAUCAAAAAAGUAACAAAGAAGGGAAGGCUAGUAAUGAAAAGAAGAGUUCCGAUGAGAAGGAAGAAGGAGAGUUCCGAUUUCUCAAACCAGUCUACAGGUAUAUCCAGACACUGAAGGCCUACGAGGCUACCGAUCCAUCUUACCUAUCGUACGGCGAGGGAGAGUACUUUGAGGUGCUGGCACAAAUUGACGCGAUCCGACUUUUCUGUGUCCAGGGAAAGAAGGAGGGUCUUAUUCAACUCGAGGCUGUCAAAUCCGUAACUGACAAGGAUGAAUUCCAUGUUUUGCAUGACAACUUUUAUCGGUGAUAAUCAUAUAUUGACUGGAACUUCACCCAAGGGAGGUAAUUCACAGCAGAAUCUACUGAAAAAGGAAUUGUUGAUGACAACACGAGUAGUCAUGGAUGAGACACAGCCAUUCUUAUAAAGGGAGAUAAUAAACAAUGGAAAGAUAAUGUGAAGAUUUCUGUUAAAGGGAGGUAAUUUGAUUAUCUUUCUUGGAUGCGUAAAAUGUGAUAUCUGGAGUGAAUGGACAUUUCAUGUAUUUUUCUUGGUGAUGUCUGAAUAGAUUUCAUGUUUAGUUUAAUUUCAUGUUUUAAAAAUUCUAAUGUAUUUGAAUUUUUUCCAUUCAUAGGUGAUAUUUUAUAUAAUCUGAUGUAUUGUCGUAUUUCAAUUGAAUACUUGUAGAUCACAUGAGGGUGUUAGUAUUGUGUUUUCAAUGUAAUAGUAUAAGAAUUUUGCUGACUAAUGGAUCACAAUGGUUACUAAUUUCCUUUGGUUCUUAAGGAAAUGUUAUCGAAAACCAUGGCAACAAAAUCCAGAGUAAAUGGCAAUAAAAACUAAGUGAUAACAAAUAUGCAACAAUUUUGUGUCAAAUGAAGCAGGAAAUUUGUCUGCGAGCUUACAAUUAAACAAGUAUCUGUCAUUGCUGCCCUUAUGAAUUUGCAGCAUGAUCACAGCAUAAAUGCAGUAUGAAUGCAGCAUGGAAUUGCAAUCAUGCUGUGAAACUAGCAGUAUGGUGCCAGCAUAAAAGCAGCAUGAUUCCAGCAUAUGCUGCAUUGCAGUCCAUGCUGCAAAUUGAUAAUGGUGGACGCAAUCAAAUAUUAUCUCUCAUAAUGACAAUUAAGGUAGCUAGUUUAAGGUUACUGAAAUAUUGUUUUACCCUAGAAAUUUAAUUAACACAGCCAGGUGUUAAAUAAACUGGUUCCUGCUGAUAUUCAGAAUUUGAAGUGUUAUUGGAAUAUAUUAGAUAUAUAUACUAAUAUUAUGGAAGCCUUUUCCCAUCAGUUAUAGUAAGAAAUCAUGCAUCACUUUCAGUAAUGACCAGUCAUUUUAGUGGUGCUCUCUAUUAUUUCAAAUCUUCCCAGACAACAGUAGAAUGACGUUAAUGGUUAAUCUUUAAAGUAUAGAAUUUAAUGAAGUUGAUCUUCAACCUGUUACCAUAUUUCUCAAAUUAGCCCCCUCCAUAGUGCGAAAUUUCAGUUCUGGAAUUUGGAGAAGGUUAGCUUAUUUGUGAAAAACAUUUUUGGUUACUGUUUUAAAGCCAAUUUUUUGUGGACAUGUGUUUUUUUGCAGACAAAUACGGUAAAAGUGUUAUUAAUGGGAACAAAUUUUCAUGUAUGUAUACUCAUUUUUAUCAUCACCAACAUCAUUUAUAUAUCUCGCCGGAAAUGUUUUAUUGUAUACAGGACUGUAUUGGAAACAUAGGCUUGAGCUCAUCUGUUAAUGAUGAGGAUACUGAAGUAAUGAAAGAAAUGAUUGACAUUUAAGAGGAUUGUGCUAAUAUGUAAAUUAAAUUUGCAUUCCUUUAUCGGGUUUGUACCGAUUGUACCGGUAUGAUUCUACUUUACCGGUAAUGGAACUCGUUGUAUCAGCAGAACCGAUCCAGUUUGCGUGGUUCUUUUUCUUGUUAAAACAUACCACUUUGAUCUAACAUGGCUGAACUCUGAUUCUUCAGCUGUCAUUCAAAUGUACUUUUUCUUAAAUCGGAGACAGAUCUCUUCAUUUGAGAUAAAAUCGUAAACAAAAUGUCAUAUAUGUACAACGGAACUAUUCACAUAUUGAUUUUUCAUCCUUUAUGUUGAAAAAAAGGAAAGAAAUCGGUAUUUUGGUUUGAAGCUAGAGACAGUACCAUCUUGGGAACUCAGUUUUGAUUCCGUUGCGUUCCAUUAUUUGAUACAAUACCUAUUUGGUACAACUGGUUCAAACUUGAUAAAGGAAUACACGUAUAGUUAGUGUUUAAAAACAGAUUAGAGAUGGAGUUGGUCGAAUGUUUUAUAUUUUGUCUGUCCAUGUUCACUUGUAUCAAUGGUAGAGAUCAUUAUUCACUGUAGAAUAACCAUUAUUCACUGUAGAAUAACCGUAGUAAUAUAAAUACUCCAACGGCAUGAGUUACCUCCCUUCCCUCGAUAUUGAGGGCCAUUUUCGUUUAUCAAUUAAGGCUCAAACCCUUCAUGACUUGAGGAAUCUUUUAAUCCAACUGUGUGAGUUAUCUCCCUUCCUUAUUUAUUGAGGACCGUUUUUUUGUUGAUCAAGGCCUAAACGGUUCAUGUUAUAAGGAAUCAUAAUCCCAUAGCGUGAGUUACCUCCCCUGCUAAAUAGUUAUACCAUUGUUUAUCAUGGUCCGUAGAGUUGGACCGAUUGGAAGAGUGGUUUGUUCAUGAAUUAUGAGGAUUGAACUCAAGAUUUUAUGUUGAUUUCAGAUGAGUCUUGACAAAGAUCUUCAAGGUCUAAAUUAAUGUUCAAAAGUCCAGCAAGAUUUACUGAAGAAUCAGUUUUUUCAGAAAAAUAUAGAAAUUAAUUUGUACAUCUAUAAAGAAAAUUUACCAGUUACAGUUACAUGGAAUUCUCAGAAACAUUCGAACAAGUCCAUGUCAAGAUGCAAGAUAUCUGUUAAAAAUGAUAAAACAAUUACUGUUUUAACGACCUUCCCCCUACAAAAACAAUUAUCUUAAUUCUGUACACAUCAAAAGAGAUUUUAUAUACCAAUUGAUUAACUUACAUUGUAAGUUCAGAACCCUUGUGUCACGCAAUUCUCGAGUUAAUUGUAAAAUUAUUUCAGUUGAAAAAAUUUUGUUUGAAGAGAAAAAUUCAUUUGUGAUUCAAUGUCUACUGUUUGUGUGUCAAGUCAGCAGUGGGGCCGAUUUGUCAUCACUUAACAAUCACAGUAAUUAAAUUAUCACUAAAUGUUAUGUUUAAUAUCGCUUUGUAUAUUAGCUCAAACCACAAACCACACAAGUCAGUCCUUCCAUCCCUUCUAUUUUGAAAUGGACUUGUCUUGGGUCCUACCACUAUUAAGUGUAACAAAGGACUAAGUUUGUACAGAUUUUACUGUGAGCCGACGUUUUAAUUCGUUUGAUGGUGAAAAAGCAUGUAUUCAAAGCUUUAUAUGAUACAUAUUUUAAAAAUUUCGUUUGUAAUUUUCGUUUCAUGUAUUUCGUUUUAAAUUACUGCGUAAAAAGCUAGAAUUGAAUAUGAAUUAGUUUACCGGUACGUUAGUGUGACUGUCGAUCAUCUGUUGAAAGAUUUGAAUAAAUAAAGAAUCUCUUACUCAAUAUUCCAAGGAUAUUACUAUAGACUUAUCAGAAUAUUUCGUACCUCGUACAGACAUAAUCCGUGGGUGAAAAUAUCAAAACUGAUUUCAUGGGUGAAAGUAUUAAUACUGAUUUCAUGGGUGAAAGUAUUAAUACUGAUUUCAUGGGUGAAAGUAUUAAUACUAAAUUCAAUAUUUCGGAAAUAUUUCCCUCAGAUUUAUGUCGAUGUUACAUUUUGGUAAAAAUAAUGUUUUCAGUAUUUUGAGAUUCUGACAUUCUCAUCCGAUUAUCUGAACUACCAGUACUUUGAUGUUUAGACAAUAUAGGGCUGGCUGGCAUCAUAAUAACUGUAGAUAGCCUUCUCCUGGGGAGGUCAAAGGUCACCAUAUUACAUUGUUAUAUAUUACAGUAUAUAAUAGACAGUAAAAAAGAAUACAUUGUCAUCAUAUUAACAUUCACAAAGAGCAUGGUCAUUGGUCAGUUUGAAGAAUGUCCGAGUUGUCCAACUCGAUUAAAACUAUCAGAUCACGAUUCUGUUUAUACUCCAUUAAUCAUGAUCCUGAUAAAUCUUGAUCACAUUAAAUUUUGAUCUUGAAUUUUUCAUUGUAAUUACCAUUAAUGUGACUAAUUAUAUUUUAAUAUGGAAAAAAUAGGUUGGUGUUACUUUCGUGUGCAUCACAGAAAAAAGAAUAUAUGAAAUUAAUAGACCCCGAUUCUACUACUCCUGGACAGGUCAUGGACAUGUUUGUAGUCAAUGUGGUAAUUCUUCUUGCAACAAUGUAGAACCCAUAUAAAACCAGAUUUUCUUACCGAGAAAGCAGGAAGGAGGUGUUCACUGUUGCAUGUUUGCAUCUAGUUUAGCUAUGAUCUGGCAGUUUUACUCAUAGAACCAGAUCCUUCUCUUAAACAGAUCACCAAAAUGUUUGUUUCCAGUGUGGUUACUCUGGUAACAAUAUAGAUUCCGAUAGAGCCAGAUCCUUCUUCUCCAAUAAAGAUCACCAAAAUAUUUGUAUCCAGUGUGGUUACUAUAGAAAAAUAUUGAUUCUGAUAGAGCCAGAUUCUAUUCUCUAAUCUUUUACAUCUAGUGGUUUAAAUUUUUGUGAAUCUCAGAACAAUCUUAAUUACUUUGAUGUUUCCAUUCGAAAUAUUGUAUUUGUACUACUCUGGCAGGUCAAAGUCCUAAAAUGACUCCACAAAAUCGGAAGGGUCCUUUACUGAUAACUUAUUAUAAAUUUAAUUAUGCAACUUAAAGAGUGAUGGAGUCAUGCAGACAAUUUUCUGACACGAAUGGCUGCCCUUUUUUGGUACAGGUGAAGAAAAAAAAAUAAUGAUAGAAAUAUAAUUAAAAAAAUAUAUCUAAAUAUCAAUUUUCGCUUACUAGCAUGCAUGGGACUCUAUGGGACUUUUGAAAAACCCCAAAAUUGAAUUGAGAUAGGUUCAGCUAUAUAAUGGUCAAUACAUACAGUAGGUAUGUACAUUGUCAGUUUACCCGUCAUCCAAAGUAUCAAAGUGACCACUGACCAGUAUCAGAUUUUCAAGUACAUCUACCAUCUGCUUAAUAAGUGUCAUUUAAUUAUAUUUAAUUUAAAUAAAAACUGAUGUAUAUUUCUCAAGUGUACAAAUAACUGCUCUCACUGUAUAUGAGUUUGUAAUGGUAGUCGUUUCGGACUGGUGAUAGUCUAGUACGAAACUCUGUCACCCUAUUGUCCUCGUACUGUAAUGAGUCUCCUCUCAUUGAUGUAUUCUGUACGUAUUAGACACAUUCUUUCACAAUUUGUAUCAAGCUACGAUCAUGGUUUCAUCAUCUAAAUCUAUAUUCAUCCUCUAAAAUAUUCUUCACUUCAUUCCUCAUUAGCAUUAUAUUCAUAAUCUAAAUUUACAUUCAAACUCAUUUGCAUAUUAAUAUUCUAGAUAUUAAUUCAUUUGCAUUAUAUUCAUAUUCUAGGUACUGUAUUAAUGUCCAUUAGCAUCUUCAUCUUCUAGAUAUUCAUAUGCAUAUUCAUAUCAUCAAAAAUAGCAUUACCUGGGUAAUUAGCAUAUUAGAUACUUUAAUUAACUUCAAGGAUAGGAUAUAAAUAUUCAUCUUUUCAAGAUUAGAAUACCAUAUUCAGAAAAACUUCAUUGUUUUACAAAGUAUGUGUAGAAUACAUGCAUGUUCACUUCAAAAAAUAAUAUAGUCAUUAAAUAUAUGUCUAAUUAAUAAUUAAUUAGUAUAAUCCCUCGUAUGUAGAUAAGUGUUCAUUUCCUUUGUUGUGAUAGUUACCGACCCCUGAUUGACCAAUCAAACUUCAUUUCCUGUGUGGUGCGGGAUCUCUGAUCUUGUUUUAGUAAAUAUAUUGACAUAUUUCUUACUAUUCGCAAACUUUGAAAUCCACAUCACUAGAAAUUCAAAUUCCGUUGGGUGUUUGAGUUUUCGACCAAGAUGUAAUUUGUUUGUCUGAGGGUCACCAUGGUAACAGUGUUAAACGCUUUACACAUUUGUUUUAUCUGUUAUUUUUUUUACCCUGAGUGCAAUAUUUCUCCGUUUUGUUUUGUUCAUACUUGUUAAUUAAUUUAUUGAAUCAAUAAUAUAUUCAUGUUUUUAUGUCAUUCUAACAAUGACCUUGAUACAUAUUUUAAAGAUUUAAACAUGUCUCCUGUAUAUCUAGUCGACCUUGUGUUGUUGACGAAGUUUUUGUGAUAUUUCAAAAUUUCAGUUUUAUGGCUUUUUCGUGACUAUAAUAAAGCAUUACUUACUCAA